AUAAUCAUUCUUCCCGUUACGCUCGGACUGUCGAGAUGCGCCGACGACAACAAACGAUACAUGGUGUCAGAAGUGAAGCAAGGGCCUAAACACGUACAACAUGGAUUUUGUGAAGCCACCGCCCCCGCUACGUACUAAUGGGGAUAUCAGCAAGAACUGGCAGGGCUUCAAGCAGCGCUUCGAGUUCUUCUUGACAGCGUCGGAGACCAGUGGCAAGCCUCGAACGGAAGCGACAAAGACUGCACUCCUUUUAAGUAUCGCAGGUGAGGAAGCCAUUGAGAUCUUUAACACGUUCGAAUACCAGCAAGACGAGGACAGCAAAGACUACAAAACCGUCGUGAAGAAGUUCGAUGCAUAUUUUGCCGGACAGACUAACGAAGUGCACGAACGUUAUGUAUUUCGCUCAAGGAUCCAGACGCCGGGAGAACCCUUCGAGCAUUUUGUAAGGGACUUGAAGACUCAGGCAGCGGCGUGUAACUUCGGCAGCCUUAAGGAGUCGAUGAUCAGAGACCAAAUCGUAUACGGCACCACAGACAGCAACCUUCGAGAAAAGCUGUUAAGAGAUAAUAAUUUGACUCUGCAAAAGGCAGAGCUGGCAUGUAAAGCUGCGGAAGCAGCAGCAGCGCACGAAGAAAUCUGGGCGCGCGAACAGAAGCAAGUAGAUCCGGUGGGCGUGGCUCCUAAUAGCAAAAGUUUCCCACGAGAACACGCCUUUUCGAAGUGUCUGAGAUGUGGGCGCGAGCAUGCACCACGAAGAUGUCCAGCCUUCGGCAUGAAGUGCAGGAAGUGCCACAGGCGCAACCAUUUCGCCAUAUGCUGCAAGGCAUCCACGGAAGUUCACGAGCUCCUAGACUCCGAAGACAACUUUGACAUUUUGGACGUUUCAAAUCGAGGCAAAAGUCAGCGCGACUGGACGGUGGAAGCUCAAGUUGAGAACGUGCCAGUGGACCUAAAAGUCGACACGGGAGCACAAGCAAAUCUGCUGCCUUGGGGGUGCUACCUCAAGAUGCGCCCUAAACCACCGCUGAAGCCAAGUAGCGCCGUGUUACGCUCAUACGGAGGAAGUGCAAUUCAGCACGUCGGCGUCAUACGUACCGAGGUGACGCUCAAUGACACAACCUCAGUGCUAGAUUUUUUCGUCGUCCAGAAGGGGCGCCAAGCGAUCCUCGGACUUCAAGCAUGCCAACUCAUGGGACUCGUGCCGCGUGUUUACAGCGUAUCCAAGAGCAGCCAAGAAGGCAUCGUGGACGAAUUUCGCCACUUGUUCACCGGAACCGGGUGCGUGCAACGAGUAUACAAGAUGGUGUUACGUGACGGCGCCGUACCCGUUGUCCAGGCCGCACGGCGUGUUCCAGUGGCCUUACAAGAACCCCUCAAGAUGGAAUUGGACCGCAUGCAGCGGGCAGGAAUUAUCACGAAAGUGACCGAGCCAACAGACUGGGGAAGCAGCUUGUCCUUGCCGACAUGCUCUCGAGAGCCACAAGCAGACAAGCGGACGGAACCGAAAGCGAUGACGUAGAAGUCCACGCGGACGACACCAAUGGAGGGCGCCCCGUCACCUGCCGAGGUGUUACAAGGAAGACGACUGCGAACGACGCUGCCGGAUGCCCGGGCCGUUCCAGAACUUAUGGUCCGAAAGCAUCGCCAGAGCAACGCCCCAAGGAG
Messenger RNA from Rhipicephalus sanguineus (brown dog tick), 1665 nucleotides. RefSeq lists its product as uncharacterized. The coding region runs from base 101 to 1519 and encodes 472 amino acids. The transcript is spliced from 3 exons. The record is from RefSeq and is a predicted model, not a curated record. Lineage: Eukaryota; Metazoa; Arthropoda; Arachnida; Ixodida; Ixodidae.